AUGGAAAACAUCAAGGCUCUCUUAUUUUGUGUCUUCUUCCCUCUAACUGUAGUAUCUGAUAGUGUGUCUUUGUAUCCAUCUGAGUCCAUUGUAGCUCCUUUUGGGAUUACUGUCUCUUUUAUUUGCUCUUUUAAUUUCAGUUCACAACAAGGCACUCUUCUAGUUUGGAAUAUUAGUAAUGAGAUACUGCUGUCAUCAUCACCAGACAGAGGGAUCACAAUUAAUACAUUAAUAGCUCAAGCUGGAGUGUCCAAACUGUCAGUUGUUCUUAAUUCUACUAAUUCUGACUUACAUAUUCAGUGCCAAGCAUGUCCUGGAUCACUUGGAUGCAAUAUUUUUUCACCUCCUCAAUAUUUUUCAAACUCUACUGAUCCAGUGCAAGUGAUUGCUUUUGGUCCACCCAAUUCUUCUUCAUUAUCCCACGAGUUAAGAGAGAAUGCUACUGUCAAGUUGUCAUGGUCGCCUCCUCUAGUAGAAGCCGUACUAUUAUUCACAUAUAAUAUAAUAAUAAUGGAGUCAACUGAUAAUUCACUGACAGUAACUAAUAUAAAUAUUACUAACAAUACAUAUGUCAUAAUAUCACCAAGGGACAUAGUGCAGUAUACUCAAUGUAAGGAGUAUCAGUGGGGGGUGAGAGCAGCUGGUAGUAAUGUCAGUCUACAUGGAUUUACUAAUAUAACAAUUGCAGCUACUAACUUUACCAUUAUAUCAGCUCCCUUUGUUUCUGAUGAAUUGAUCAUUUCUGUAAACGACAGUACUUCUUACAGUCUUCAUUUUAACGUAUCUUUACCGUGUGAAUAUAACGACUUGUUUAAUAACUAUACUUACACACUAUUGCAAAGAGAUUACUGCAAACGAGAGAUUAAUUCGUCAUUGAUUGAGAUCACAUCCGAACAAAUUGAUGAUAAUGAUGGAUCGACUGUAUCAAUCAGUGUUAGCAUUGAAUCAUUGAUUCAUAACUCAACGUGGUCUGUGGCUGUUAGUGUAUCAAACAGGUUUGGUUCUGAUACUACAGAUUAUACUAAUGUCACUGGUAAUAUAACUAGUAAUAAAUGCUAUUCAGAAUCAAUUCCAUCAUCGUCAAGCAUUAAGUCUACUUCCUUCUUCAAUGUUGCAACAUCAAUUCAGACUUCAUUUGCUACAGUUAUAAUUACUAGUACAAUAUACAUCACUGCAACACCAUCAACUAACGAGUCUAAUGUGAUUCCAAUUGUUAUUGGUACUACAAUAACUGUUAUGAUAUUACUGAUUGCAGCAAUAAUAUUGCUAAUAAAUAUUUUUAUAGCCCUUAUAUGCUGUAAAAGAACUGCUACUGAGGUGCAUCAAGAUGGUAGAACUAAUGCUGUAGAAUUAGAGACCUGUCCAGCAUAUGGUGAUAUUUCAGUAGUCCAGACAGAGAAUAAUGAAGCUUAUAAUAAAAAGAAUGAAUUUAUGGGAAGGCACAAGAUUUUAUUUCUUUCUCUAUUUUGUGUCCUUUCUCCCUCAAUUGUGACUGUAGUGUCUGAUAGUGUGUCUUUGUAUCCAUCUGAGUCCAUUGUAGCUCCUUUUGAGAGUCCUGUCUCCUUUAAUUGCUCUUUCUCUUUCACUUCACAACAAGGCACUCUUCUAGCCUGGAAUGUUAGUAAUGAGAUACUGCUGUCAUCAUCACCAGACAGAGGGAUUACAAUUAAUACAUUAAUAGCUCAAGCUGGAGUGUCCAAACUGUCAGUUGUUCUUAAUUCUACUAAUUCUGACUUACAUAUUCAGUGCCAAGCAUGUCCUGGAUCACUUGGAUGCAAUAUUUUUUCACCUCCUCAGUAUUUUUCAAACUCUACUGAUCCAGUGCAAGUGAUUGCUUUUGGUCCACCCAAUUCUUCUUCAUUAUCCCACGAGUUAAGAGAAAAUGCUACUGUUAAGUUGUCAUGGUUACCUCCUCUAGUAGAAGCCGUACCAUUAUUCACAUAUAAUAUAAUAAUAAUGGAGUCAACUAAUAAUUCUCUGAUGGUAACUGAUAUAAACAUUACUAACAAUACAUAUGUAAUAAUAUCACCUGCUAAUAUAACUAAUUAUACUGAAUGUACUUCAUAUCAAUGGGGAGUAAGAGCAGCUGCUAAUUUAAGUUAUGGAUUUACUAAUGUAACAAUGGCAAAUGAAGCUUUCACUUUGAUUUCAGGUCCUAAAAUAUCUGAUGAAUUGACUGUUAUUGAUGAUAAUUAUACCAUUGAAUUCAAUGUUACAGCUCCAUGUGAUAUUGAUCUAUUAAACAAUUACACGUAUACUUUACUACAAAGAGAUUACUGUCAGACAGAACUCAAUUCAUCACAACUUAAUAUCAGUAUACCACUUGAUGAUAAUGUUCUACCUAACGCAAUGAUACCAAUCAAUAUUAGCAUUGAAUCAUUGAUUCAUGAUUUAACAUGGUCAGUAGCUGUUAAUUUAUCAAACAGGUUUGGUUCUAAUACUACAGAUUAUACUAACAUUACUAAUAAUUCAGAAAUUAUUCAGAACUGCAAUCCAAUGACCUCUUCAUCAGUAUCACAAGAAUCAUCAUCAAAUAUUUUAUCUAGUCUAAUUACAUAUACUGUUUCUCCCAUCUCCUCCACCCUCUCCACCUUAUCAAUUUCCUCUCCCACUCCUUCUGUUACUCCAAGUGGAGAAAGCGGUAGUAGCAAUACUAUCAUAGUAACUGCUGUUGGAGGAGGAGGAGGAGGAGCUGUAGUCCUGCUUUGUAUAACUAUUGUUACAUGUGCUGUAUGUAAAGUGAAGAAUAAUAGAAAGUCCUAUGACAUGAAAGAUGAUGUGAACAAAGUAGAGGAUCUUAAUGUAAUUGACACUAGUAUGGUAAUAGAGUCACCUAGAAUUACAGUCAAAAGCUCACCAGUUGAUUCAACAGACAUUGUUAAUGAAGACUAUAAUGUCAUCAUCAUUGUAAUAGAGUCAUCUAGAGUUACAGUUGAUAGUUCACCAGUUGGUUCAUCAGACAUUGUUAAUGAAGACUACAAUAGUCAUCAUGUAGAGACUUCUUUUGAGACACACCUGCCAGGUAAUCCUGAUCCUACUUAUCAAGAGCCAGUAAAAGCCCUUUCUCAAGUAAAAGCAGUCCCACCAUCAGCAACAAAACCUCAAGAAUAUUCAACUCCUGUUAAUACUCCUUCAACGUUUGCUCCUCAGUUAAGUGAGACAAAGCCAGCGAUUGAUACUGAACUGAUUCAAGACACACCUGGAUACACUGAAGUACCUGCUCACAUGAAGAAGAGUACCGGUAGCAAAAAAAAGCAAGAAACAAAAAAUCAAAAUGAUCCAUUACCUCUUGCUCCCAAUGAUGAAACUGAAGCAACACCUGAUUCCAAGUUAGCGACACACCAGUAUGCCGAUUUAGAUGAAAUAAGAUCAAGGAAGGGACGUCCUCCUCCACCCACAGUCAUUAAUGAUGUUAAUUAUUCAGAAGUAAUCACAUCUUAGUUAAUAGCAGUCAGAUCAUUGCGUACAUAUAUAUUUAGUGUUCAUCAGUUCAUUAUAUUGAUUUUUAUUCCUAUAUCAGUGUGACAUACGUCCAGCUUUACUUAUUUUAUUUAAUCAUUUGUUUUUAUUAAUAAUUAUCAAUGACUUUAAAAAUAAUGAUAGGAAUGAAGUUAAUAGCAGUCAGUUCAUUACGUAUGUAGUGUUGUGUUCACCAGUUAUAUUUACUUACCAUCAUUAUCAUUAUUAUAUUAUUUAUUACCAUUUUAUCAAAAUAUGUAUGUCACUGUAUUAUCAUUAUUAUUAUCAUUUAUUAUUACCUGCACAUUACUCUGAUUUCUUUAUUCCAGGUAAUUUAUUUGAUUUUUAAUUUUUAUUAAUUUUUAUUUCCUCUGUCUGUGUGACAUCUCCAGCAGUUUCACUUAUUUCAUUUAAUCAUGUGUUUUUAAUCACAAAAAAUGAUAGGAGUAUGACAGUUAAAAACAGCGACAACCAA
Molecule: messenger RNA, 3934 nt
Organism: Amphimedon queenslandica
Lineage: Eukaryota; Metazoa; Porifera; Demospongiae; Haplosclerida; Niphatidae
Product: serine-rich adhesin for platelets-like
Exons: 25
Coding region: 1-3441 (1146 amino acids)
Source: RefSeq, a predicted model, not a curated record